AUGGAGGAGGGCUCCAGCUCGCCCGUGUCCCCCGUGGACAGCCUGGGCACCAGCGAGGAGGAGCUCGAGAGGCAGCCCAAGCGCUUCGGCCGGAAGCGGCGCUACAGCAAGAAGUCGAGCGAAGAUGGCAGCCCGACCCCGGGCAAGCGCGGCAGGAAGGGCAGCCCGAGCGCGCAGUCCUUCGAGGAGCUGCAGAGCCAGCGCAUCCUGGCCAACGUGCGCGAGCGCCAGCGCACCCAGUCGCUGAACGAGGCCUUCGCGGCGCUGCGCAAGAUCAUCCCCACGCUGCCCUCGGACAAGCUCAGCAAGAUCCAGACGCUCAAGCUGGCCGCCAGGUACAUAGACUUCCUCUACCAGGUCCUGCAGAGCGACGAGAUGGACAAUAAGAUGGCCAGCUGCAGCUACGUGGCCCACGAGCGCCUCAGCUACGCCUUCUCCGUGUGGCGCAUGGAGGGCGCGUGGUCCAUGUCCGCCUCCCACUAGCGCCGCGCCACCCACGUCCGGACCCGCGC
Molecule: messenger RNA, 512 nt
Organism: Lynx canadensis (Canada lynx)
Lineage: Eukaryota; Metazoa; Chordata; Mammalia; Carnivora; Felidae
Gene: TWIST2
Product: twist family bHLH transcription factor 2
Exons: 1
Coding region: 1-483 (160 amino acids)
Biological process (GO): regulation of transcription by RNA polymerase II; developmental process
Molecular function (GO): protein dimerization activity; RNA polymerase II transcription regulatory region sequence-specific DNA binding; DNA-binding transcription factor activity, RNA polymerase II-specific
Source: RefSeq, a predicted model, not a curated record